Acanthochromis polyacanthus (spiny chromis) is the source of this 3546-nucleotide messenger RNA. Its product is annotated as kinesin-like protein KIF3C. The coding region runs from base 610 to 2826 and encodes 738 amino acids. The record is from RefSeq and is a predicted model, not a curated record. NCBI's taxonomy places the organism in Eukaryota, Metazoa, Chordata, Actinopteri, Pomacentridae. Gene Ontology annotation, biological process: microtubule-based movement. Gene Ontology annotation, molecular function: microtubule binding; microtubule motor activity; ATP binding. The transcript is spliced from 8 exons.
GACUGUGUGUGUGCAUGUGUGUGUAUGUGUGCGUGUGUUUUGCGUACAGGAGAGGAACUGUGUCUCUCCGCACAAAUCGAGAGCCGCAAAUCCAGCUCGGAGCAUCAGUGAGCGGAGGACCGGCGGAUGCGGACAGCAGCGGUGUGUGGAGGAUCAGCAGGGCUUCUGCCAUCAGGUCGACAUGAGUCUGAUGUCUGAAUUGAUUUGUGUCAGUACCGGCAUUGUGGGAUUUUUUCACCGACUGAAUCUGGACGUGUAGCGGGACCGCAAUGGAGCGUCGAUCCGAAGCGUGAGAAGUGCUGAGCGUCUGUCUGUUUGGAGGCUCAUUUCAUAGACAAUAAGAAGAGCAGAUUAGCUAUUAGACACAGUGGCUUCAUCAUUUCUACUGGUAAAUAUCUGAGUCUGUGUUAUUAGGGACUGUAGCUGUUUUUAUUGUGAUACCAUCAAGAAGCCAUACUGAAUGUGUUAUUAAUGAUUUAAAAAAAAUCAGUCCACAGACAGAUAGGAGACACAGGCUGAUUAAAGGCUUCAUAAAGGUUUCCAGCCUUUUAUGAUUUAGGUCGUUUAAUUUGUCUUUUUGUUGUGUCCAACAACAAACAGAAGCCAGUCAUGUCAAAGAAUAAGAGCAGUGAGUCGGUGAAGGUGGUAGUACGAUGCCGUCCUUUGAACCGGAAAGAGGAGUCCAACGGGCCUUCAGGGGGAAUUGUACAGAUGGACCUGCGACUCGGACAGGUGAUCCUGAGAAACCCUCGUGCACCACCAAGUGAACCCCAGAAAACAUUCACAUUCGAUGCUGUCUAUGAUGCAAAUUCCAAACAGCGAGAUCUGUAUGAUGAGAGCGUGCGACCACUGAUAGAUUCAGUGCUUGCAGGGUUCAAUGGCACCAUAUUUGCAUACGGGCAGACUGGAACAGGAAAGACGUAUACCAUGCAGGGAGCCUGGCUGGAUCCAGAGAAACGAGGUGUGAUUCCCAACGCAUUUGACCACAUCUUUACACAUAUUUCCCGCUCCCAGUCAGACAAGCAGUAUCUGGUACGGGCGUCCUACCUCGAGAUCUAUCGAGAGGAGGUUCGGGAUCUUCUUGAUCCCAACCAUGGCAAUGCCAGAGCCCUGGAGCUCCGAGAGAGUCCAGAGACUGGUGUGUAUGUGCGUGACCUCACAUCAUGUGUCUGCAAGAGCAUCAAAGAGAUCGAGGAGGUGAUGAAUGUGGGCAAUCAGGCAAGGGCAGUUGGUGCUACAGACAUGAAUGAACAUUCGUCCAGAUCUCAUGCUUUGUUCCUCAUCACAGUGGAGUGCAGCCAGCCUGGACCAGAUGGGAGGAAACAUAUUCGAGUGGGGCGCCUUAACCUGGUGGACCUCGCUGGCAGUGAGCGCCAAGCCAAGACUGGCGUCCAGGGAGAGCGCUUAAAAGAAGCUGCCAAGAUCAACCUUUCCUUGUCAGCUCUGGGAAAUGUGAUAUCAGCAUUAGCAGAUGGGCGCAGCGGCCAUGUGCCAUACCGGGACUCCAAGCUGACCAGGCUGUUACAGGACUCUUUGGGUGGGAAUGCUAAGACUGUCAUGGUUGCUACACUUGGUCCCUCCUCUCAGCACUACGACGAGACUCUCACCACCCUAAGGUAUGCCAACCGGGCCAAGAAUAUCCAGAACCAGCCCAGAGUCAACGAGGACCCCAAAGAUGCUCUGCUGCGGGAGUUCCAGAGGGAGAUCGCUCGCCUCAGGGCCCAGCUCAACCACAGGAAGUGGAGGAGCAAACAGAAGAAGGAGCAGGUGGAUGGUGAGGGCUGGGACAGAGAUGGGGAUGAAGAGACGGAGGGCGAAGAGGAGGAGGAGGAGGUGGAGAAGGAUGCAGAGGAGUACGUGAAGCUGGAGGAACAGCGGUUGGAGAGGGAGAAGGAGGCCAUCAGAGAAGAUCAAUUCCUGUUGGCUGAGGAGAAGCAGAGGCUGCUGGGAGAGAAGGAGAGGAUGAUGGGAGAUCUGAGGAAGGAGCAGGAAGCCACUGAGCAACUGACCGCCAAGUACAAGGCGAUGGAGAGCAAACUGCUGGUUGGUGGAAAGAACAUCAUGGAUCACACUAAUGAACAGCAGAAGAUGCUGGAGAUAAAAAGGCAUGAGAUUGCUGAGCAGACACGUAAUGAGAGGGAGAUGCAGCAGCAAAUGUUGGUCCAGGAUGAAGAGACACUUGAGCUGAGAGAGACUUUCACUUCUCUGCAACAGGAGGUCGAGGCUAAGACCAAGAAACUCAAGAAGCUGUACGCCAAGCUCCAGUGCAUCAAAGCAGAGAUCCAAGACGUGAAUGACGAGCACGUGAGGAGCCGCCAGGAGCUGGAGCAAACUCAGAACGAGCUCACCAGAGAGCUCAAGUUCAAGUAUCUGAUCAUAGAGAACUUCAUCCCUCCAGAGGAGAAGAAUAAGAUCAUGAAUAGGCUGGCCUUCGACCCUGAGGAGGACCAGUGGAAAUUCCAGCCUCUGGUUCCUGCUGAAAGUAAAUCCUCGCAGAUGAAGACAAGGCCGGCAUCUGCAGUUGGAUACAAAAGGCCUAUCAGUCAGUAUGCCCGGGUUGCCAUAGCGAUGGGAGCUCAUUCCAGAUACAGGGCUGAGAACAUCAUGUUUCUGGAGCUGGACAUGACUCCUCCAAACACAGCCACACUGGAUCGCUCAGCAGAGGCAGAUCCCAACCAAAGUCCCUCUAUGGACAACUCACCCACCAAGGACAAAGGCAUCCGCAAAUCUCGUUCCUGGUGUCAGACUCCAAAAUCCAUCACCUCCUCCUCCUCUAAUAUUUCCUUGGCCGCAUGUCACACUGCCACAUCCACAGCAGCACAGUAAAGCUUUAGUGAAGAGAGUUUUUUAUUCCUAUUUAUUUUCCGCUUUCUCUUUUGGCCAGUGGUCCUCUUAAGAGUCCUCAGUGAGGCCUACAGCUGGGACACAAACACACACCAUCACCUCAGCUGAAACCUGAGAGGUCAUUGACUGCGAAGAAAUGAUCUUGUGACAGGAAAAUAAAUGACCUUAUAAACCUCAGAAACUCUGUAAAUCACCAGUUCCUCCUGUUCUAUGGAUGUAAAGACCCAGCAGACCCUCCUCUACUGCAUGUUUGAGGCCAAGAGCGUCAGAUCGUCCUCUUUAACAUCUGGCUGCAGUGCUGAACUGUGUAUGUGCGUGCGUGUAUGCGUGCGUGCGUGUGUGUGUGUGUGUACAUACAGGGCUGUAUGAUUGCCUGUUUGUCUUUCAAGUUGUGACCAACACACAUCUGAAAGCUCACAAGCUGCUUGAAUCCCCUGUAAGAUAUCUGUGUAAAUACUUGAUGUGUUCGGGGUUUUUGGGGGCAGGUUUGGUCUGUUUCUGUGCGUGCUGGCUUUUGAAGAUGAGCACACUUAAAAAAUAGUCUCGUGACAUAUGAUGUGUGCUGUUGUUGGUCAGAUGAGGUACUUUGGAACCUGAAUGAUGACCUUUAUCAUACAUGUUGUCCUCUGUCUCGCCACAGUGUCUAAUUUCAUGAAAUGUCUAAUAAUAAUCUCAUUAAAAUGAAGAACAUGAGAAAUGUCA